AUGAAUGACGACGCCAUUGCGUUAAGUGGUCCUCUGUACGAUUUCGUUGUUUCUACAAUCUUACUGUUGACCACACACAAUGGAGUAUAUUCAAGCCCCUGCCACCAGCAGCCAGGGACACAUCCUUUGCUAACUCAAGUAGACAUAUCCGAAGGAAUCCCCAAGCAAGUCUCUGUGCAUUUCUGCAAACAGUGUGAAAGGUACUUGCAGCCUCCAGGAACAUGGAUGCAAUGUGCGUUUGAGUCUAGAGAGCUAUUGGCACUGUGUCUCAAAAAACUUAAAGGGUCCAUGAACAAGGUUCGUCUGAUUGAUGCAGGUUUUCUCUGGACCGAGCCACACUCCAAAAGGAUUAAGACAAAAUUGACAAUCCAGAAAGAGGUGAUGAAUGGAGCCAUUCUGCAGCAGGUGUUUGUGGUUGAGUUUGUUGUCCUGUCCCAGAUGUGUGAUGACUGCCAUCGUGUUGAGGCAAAGGAUUUCUGGAAGGCCGUGGUUCAAGUGCGACAGAAGACUCAACAUAAGAAGACUUUCUACUAUCUGGAACAAUUACUACUCAAGCACAAGCUCCACCAGACUGCUCUUAACAUCAAGGAAAUACAUGAUGGACUAGAUUUCUAUUAUAGCUCCAAGCAGCAUGCGCAGAAAAUGGUUGACUUUCUCCAGUGCACAGUACCAUGUCGGUCAAAAACAUCCCAGCGGCUCAUCUCUCAUGACAUUCAUUCAAACACAUUCAACUACAAGAGCACUUUCUCUAUUGAGAUUGUUCCAGUUUGCAAGGACAAUGUGGUCUGUCUUUCACCGCGACUGGCCCAGAGCUUGGGGAACUUUGGUCAAGUGUGUGUCUGCGUUAGAGUCACCAGCACGAUUCAUUUGAUUGACCCAAACACCUUGCAGAUUGCUGAGGUGGAUGGCAACACCUAUUGGAGGAACCCUUUCAACGGUCUCUGUAGUCCACGGCAGCUGGAGGAGUUCCUCGUUAUGGACAUUGAUGUUAUCAGGGACCAAAAGUUGGGUUCUGGGGCUGGAGUGAGGUCUAAUAAACAUGUUUUGGCUGAAGUAUGGGUCCAGAAAACCUCAGAGAUGGACACUGGUCAGCAGUACCACUGUCGUACUUUCCUUGGUCAUCUGUUGAACAUCGGAGACCUUGUGCUGGGGUAUGACUUUGCCAAUUCGAACGUUAAUGAUGAAUAUUUAAACAAGAUGAAUCCCCAUCAUGUCCCUGAUGUGGUGUUGAUAAAGAAGAGCUAUGAUCGUACAAGAAGAGUGAAACGCAGGAACUGGAAGCUUCAAGAAAUGGCCAGAGACAAGGAGGGAAUGGACACAGAUGAUGAACGGCAAUAUCAAGACUUCUUGGAAGACCUUGAAGAGGAUGAAGCAUUGAGAAAGAAUAUCAACAUAUAUAAAGAUACGUCAAAGAUUCCGGUUGAGAGUGACACCGAUGAUGAUGGAGCACCACGCAUCUCCCUGGCAGAGAUGUUGGAAGAGAUGAGCCUGAAUGAUGCGACUGGUGGAGAUGGAGCAGACAUGAUGACUGACUAG
Molecule: messenger RNA, 1536 nt
Organism: Knipowitschia caucasica
Lineage: Eukaryota; Metazoa; Chordata; Actinopteri; Gobiiformes; Gobiidae
Source: the annotation of a GenBank genome assembly